Zingiber officinale is the source of this 733-nucleotide messenger RNA. RefSeq names its product DNA polymerase epsilon subunit 4-like. Bases 82 to 504 code for a protein of 140 amino acids. NCBI's taxonomy places the organism in Eukaryota, Viridiplantae, Streptophyta, Magnoliopsida, Zingiberales, Zingiberaceae. The record is from RefSeq and is a predicted model, not a curated record. Gene Ontology annotation, biological process: regulation of DNA-templated transcription. Gene Ontology annotation, cellular component: nucleus. The transcript has a single exon. Gene Ontology annotation, molecular function: protein heterodimerization activity.
UCUUUUGGCGGGAAACAUUUCCCCAAUUGAGUGUUUAGUUAGACCACGGCACCGCUUCGUCCUCCGCAUUGAGAUCCCAGCAUGGAAGAAGCUACGCAUCACGAGCAAGGAGAGCAAGAAGAAGAAGGGGGCGGGGAAGCGCUGGUCCCGUCGUUCCCGACGGGCCGGGUGAAGAAGAUCGUGAAGCUUGAUAACGAGAUCCGCAAGCUGAACUCGGAGGCCCUCUUCCUCAUCUCCCUCUCCGCCGACCUCUUCCUCGACUCCCUCGUCCUCGGCGCCCGAUCCGCAGUUAUUCAGAAGAAGCGACGCACCAUCAAGCCCGACCACAUCCGCUCGGCGGUUCGCGCCCACCGACCCACGGCCGAUUUCCUCCUCGAUUGCCUACCCAAGGCGACUCCGCCGCCUCCCAAACCCGCGUCGGGCGCCAAGACCAGAUCCGCCGAGGGGAAGCCCCUGCCGUCCGGCACCCGCCGCAUUGAUGAAUUCUUCCGGAAACCCUCGUAGGUUUGAACGCGAUCAUGGUACGUCUCGGUGAGUCUCUCCAGUGUUUUUUUCCUAGACAUGUAGAAGUGCGUAUCCUUGUGAAUUGAAUGGUCAGGAGUAACUGACAGUUGUUCUUUUUUUUUGGAAUUGAUACUUGGCAACAGUUUGAUGUCUUGCAAUGAUCUGUGUUUUUUCGGUUAUGAUCUCUGUAGCUGUUGUUAUUGAUUAGAUCAUUAAUUUGUUUGAUUGA